Molecule: messenger RNA, 1392 nt
Organism: Coccomyxa subellipsoidea C-169
Lineage: Eukaryota; Viridiplantae; Chlorophyta; Trebouxiophyceae; Coccomyxaceae
Exons: 8
Coding region: 1-1392 (463 amino acids)
Biological process (GO): mitochondrial RNA processing; regulation of mitochondrial mRNA stability
Cellular component (GO): mitochondrial matrix; ribonucleoprotein granule
Molecular function (GO): RNA binding
Source: RefSeq, a predicted model, not a curated record
AUGAAUGUACAUUUAAAUGUAUGUAAGGGGUACAAUGCAGCUCUCAAGACCUCAUGCUUCUCCCGACACCAGGUGACCGGAAAAAGCUCAUUUCGUCCUGGAUACCCGGUUCAUGCCAGGAUCGUUGUAACCCCAAGUAAGGCGAAACUCAGCACAAGAGUGGCAUUUUCCGUCCCAGAGAAGAAUGCUCUUCCUGCAAAAGCCAGGGGCGAGACACCUUCAGUGCAGCGGCAAGCAGUGCAGCACUUCCGCAAACUUGCAGCUGCUGCCAAGAGAAUCAAGAGAGACUCGGAUCGGUUUGCCAAGGCUCGACAGCCAACACCUAAGAAGCUGCUGGCAAUGAUUGGGCUUGCCACUGAUGCCUCUGGUGCCGUGAAGCUCGCAGGUGGCUCAGUGGAUGCCCUGGGAGCGCAAGGCUUAGCUGAUCUGCUCUGGGCAUUGGCAGCGUUUGGUGGAAGGUCCUAUUUCAAGGAUGAGAUGGAGGCAGUGUUGGAGGUUUUGGAUUUUCAGCAGCAAAAAUUUACUAUGAGCGGUCUGCUGGAUGUGACAUGGGCACUUGCAUCAGCCGCUCACUGGACGCCAAAACUGGCAGACCUCGCUGCAGCAGUACGCGAGCGCGGUGGGCUCAAGACAAUAAAAAAAAAUUAUCAAUUCACGGGAUUGCUCUGGAGCUUUGCUCAGUUUGACCACAAUCCAGGCCUAUUCUGCGAGGUGCUGCCACCCAAGAAAGUGGCCGAGUUUGAGACCCACCAGCUGAUCACCGCUUGCUGGAGCCUGUGCGUGCUCCAAGAGACGCAGUCUGAAGUCUUCAAGUCCUUGUGGAGGGAGCUUGGCACUAGGGAAUUGCCUGCGACCCCCAUGAAGGACGCCAUAGCAUGUCAGCUCUGUCAGAUAAAGAUGGAGUUCAGAGGGAAGGAGGAUCUCCUCUUGGGCACGGAUGUCCAUGCACAGAUACUUGAGAAGGCUGACAGGUGUUGGAAGCAUGACCUGCGGACCACGGACUUCCAUAUGUCGGCGCAGCAUGCAGAGACAUGCAGGGCCUUGAAGGGCAUGGGUUUGGAGCACAUAUAUGAAGAUGUGUCCACCGGAUAUGCCGUGGACAUAGCCAUUCCCGAGCUGCGCAUUGCUGUGGAGAUAGAUGGGCCCACCCACUUUGCAAGGAAUGCCAAGCGCAGGCUCGGCCCCAGCAUCAUGAAGCACCGCCAACUCGACGACAUGGGCUGGCAUGUGUUCCCAUUGACAGCCGAGGACUGGGAGUCUGCAGAGUCCAGCGCUGCAGCGUUACAGAAGCUGCGCGAUUUCAUUCGCAUGAACAGUCUUCCAGGACCAGUUACAAACUGUCGGGCGGUCUUCAGUCCAGGGGAUGUCAAAGAAGGCAAUUGCGACGCAUAG